Messenger RNA from Lymnaea stagnalis (great pond snail), 2358 nucleotides. NCBI's taxonomy places the organism in Eukaryota, Metazoa, Mollusca, Gastropoda, Lymnaeidae. The record is from the annotation of a GenBank genome assembly.
AUGACGAAUGGCAACUCUGACCCGUUUCUAAGUGAGCUGACAGACAACUGCUCUUUCUUUCCUGAUCCUUAUCUGAUGGAGGAAGAUCUCAGUCCAAGAGCGAGCCCUGGAGUUUCAACUCUGUCUUCUAGCUUAACCUCAUCCAAGCCGAGUCAGUCUUUUAACAAGUCAAGCAUCAGCAGCCCAACUGGUGGAUCACUGAGAGAUUCUCUGCUAGACUCCAGCACUUCAUCAUCAUCCACUAUAACCCUGAGUGACUCUGCUUUCUCACCAGCCAACAUGAGGGAACUCGAUUCCUUUUUGAGUAUAAUCCCUCGGAGCCCAGACCCCAUGGGGCCACUGAAUGAUGCCAUAGACUCGCAGUCCAUUCCCUUCCAAGAACAACUGGGCUUCUGUUCAGAAGACACGUCACAGUGCUCGCUCGCAUCCAGUGCAUCGGCCAUGCACAUCAGCUCAGGGUCUAACGAGUCGUCCUCUGACAGUGAAACCCCAGGGCGUCCAUCACUGCUCAGGACUCUGUUGGAUAAGGAAGGGGAAGCAAUCCAAGGCCCAAUGACAUACACAGAGUGGAUUCUGGAGGAGGCCCAGAAGAAGAAAAGGGAGAUCAAGAAGUCUAGAAUUUCUCGAGGAAGUGGAACCUCAAAACAUUUGGCUAAUUUCCGAAUCAGAGGCAGUAAGCCAGGGGCUAGGAAAUCUACAGAGCUUCCUCUACCAAAGUCCCCACACACCAAUAACUUUUUGUAUGUCAAAGAUGGGGCACAGCUUCGGAAACCUACUAAAGAGCUACCUUUGCCCCUAUCAGCAUUGUCAAUACCAGUCAAUCCACAGAAUCAGAACAAUCUUAACGUCGGCACCAAUGCUCAGUGGUACAAUCCCACGAGUUCAGAUGAUAACUCUGAUUCAUCUACGGGGGUCAAUACUUUAGAGCUCCCCGAUGACUUCAAGCUUCCAGAUGACCUGCUGGACUUGGCUGUGGAAUACUGCGGGUCACUGGGCGCUGAUCAGGCAGAGGCUUUGCUGUCAGACAUCAACGAGAGCACAUCUUUCGAAGACAAUCUCUACUCACUCAUCUCCUCGCCUGGUCAGGCAAAGCUGACCCCACCAUCCAGUCAGGGCAACCAUCAGCCAUCAUCUCUGCUGGACUCUGUUUUAGAGCUUUCAUCCAGCACACAGACUUGUGUUAAAACAAGUGCAAAUAGUACAUUGUUUAAUGAUUUCAAACCCUAUAGUUUACUGCAAGGCACUUUAUUGAAACAAGGGUCCCCAGCAGCAGAAAAUAAAAAUAUACCAGUCAAAAUUUCAGAUUCAGAAAUCGGAAAGAUGAGUCUUCUACGAGCUGCCGUGACAUCACCAGAUGUUGAUAAACUUAUUGAGCAGAUACCUUUUGCGAAUGUCAGAAAAUAUCAGCAAUCUUCCCCAAACAAGUGUAGCCCUCCACCUCUAGAAGAUCCUGAUGUCAUCAUUACCAAGGUCAGAGGCUUGCAAACAUCAGAUCAGUCCUCACAGAUCACACACGGGAGAGUCUUUAAAGUCCCAGUGCUGAGUCCCAUGAAAUCAAGUGGUAAAAUUUCCCCCUCCAAACCUUCCCAGAGUUCCAGUGGUCCUUGGAGCUCCUCCGACCAUAUGGAUGCCAUUCUUUUUGAUCACUUUUACACAGCGAGUAUGUCCAUGAGCCCUCCUGCCAGCAUUCAGAGUUCACCACCCUCCCCUAACUCCAUCGUUAGAAAAUCCUCAGGUACCAUUCUAGCCCCAAGAUCACACCAGGAUGCGGCGACUGGGCAUAAAGUUAUCUUUGCCAGCCAAGGAUCCUCAAACAACAGAAGUCGAUCAAACUCAUCAUCCUCUUGGCCGACGCUGUCCGGCCAGGGCAGUCCUCAGUCCCCCCGAACUGCUGGCAUCACAAAUUCAGACCUCUCCUCCACCCAACCCGUGUCUGUCAUGAUCAUGAAGAAGGAUAACCACAGGUCACGACGCUCCAAGAGCAUCGGGCUCCAAACAGACAAUGAACCUGGGGAGGUUUAUCCCGAGUUUGAAAGGAGUCCCACAGAUACUAUCUUGUAUCCGUCAGUAUCUGUACAGUCGCAGUCCACUUGGUCAUCUCCACACAGGGAUGCAUCGCCUGGCACUCCCUUAUCAUCCUCCCCAAACAUGUCGGAGCUGGAAAAAUUCCUUAGAGGAUUUUCUGGUCAGGACGACAAUUCAUCUUCAGCAGAUGAAGACAGUCUUUCAAGGUGUGGAACUCCGUUUUUACAAAGACUUUUAACAGGUGAGCUCAGCAAGGAUAAUUAUCAGCGUAUUGACCAACAGAUGUUAGAAUGGGAGAGGAAGUCCAUCUCAUCAGGGAGUGAUCAUGAUUGA